AUGCAGGACGCGGGCUCCAAGGCGGACGUACUCACCGGCAUCCACACUGGGGACACGUCCACGAUACCAAACAGACGGGCAGAUACGGCCCCCAUCUGCACAGGGGUGGACGUAGGCUCCGGCCAGUCUGGACGGGAUGCCCACGCUGGGAAUUCGUCUAAUGGUCAGCUUCAGGCAUAUCCCAACGAGCCGAAGAAUUUGCCCGCGCACACGGGGGCAAAGAUUGGCGGCUCGAGCCACACCAGCGGGACAGGUCCAGGCGGAGACGGGGAGAGCAGCACUGAUGCUGAGCCCGGUCUAAGCCAUCGGAGAGGUCUCCGCAGAACCGGGUGGACGCCCAGUUCGCCUACCGUGUCGUCGAACGAGAUGUUGGCCGCUUUGAUAGAGGAAAUGGCAGAAAUCCCUCGUUUAGGGCCUGUGCGAGCGUGGUGCAACACAUUUCGACACCCAUUCGCGGAGGUGUAUCACGCAGUACUAGUGCGUUUAGAGGAACUGCCGGCUGAGCGACAGAGAUUUCCUUUACUGAAUGCAGCCAAAGCGAGUCUAUUACUGGGUCUGUUCGAGCAGGCUCAUGUUCAGCGACGAGGCAGCUUUACUGAGUGGAACAAAUGGCCAUGGCGAACACACGCGAACUGUUUAACACGAAGUGGGCUUUUAAGGAGAUCGUACGUGUCUUUGCAAGCCAGCAUAAGUGGGCCCAUUCACCGGUCCUGA
Messenger RNA from Peronospora matthiolae, 714 nucleotides. Lineage: Eukaryota; Oomycota; Peronosporomycetes; Peronosporales; Peronosporaceae. The record is from the annotation of a GenBank genome assembly.